Messenger RNA from Arabidopsis thaliana (thale cress), 396 nucleotides. RefSeq names its product SAUR-like auxin-responsive protein family. NCBI's taxonomy places the organism in Eukaryota, Viridiplantae, Streptophyta, Magnoliopsida, Brassicales, Brassicaceae. Bases 1 to 396 code for a protein of 131 amino acids. The record is from RefSeq and is marked reviewed. The transcript has a single exon. Gene Ontology annotation, biological process: response to auxin.
AUGACAGAGCAGAACGAUACAGCUGGACAAAACCAUGUCAAACUCUCUGCCCCUACGCUUUUAGACCACAAAACAAAACACCAUUGUCAUAUCAUCAAUAACCAGCAAUCAAAUAACUCAUAUAUGCUUCAAACCAAGACUUUCAAGAUUCAAAUGGCUUUGGUUAGAGGUAUUUAUGCUUCAAAGAAGACACUUGACCGCUCUAUAGCAGCUGCAGCAGCAACAUUGAGCAAAAGACAUGUGGGUUCUGCGCUAGCCUUUGUCCUAGCUUCUUACUUGAACCAGCCUUUGUUUCAAGCUCUUCUCAGUAAAUCCGAAGAGGAGUUAGGGUUUGAUUAUCCGAUGGUUGGCCUGACGAUUCGUUGCCCAGGAGAUAACUUUCUCACUAUACUGUAA